AUGAUAUUCAGCAAGGAACAACAGCAGAAAAAGUCAAAUUUCGAUUAUAUAGAAGAACUUGAAAAACAAAAUCACAUGGAAUGUAAUCAAGAAGAAUUAAAAGAAGAAUAUGAAGGGACGGUUUUUGAAGAAAAAGAAAAAGAUCUAUCAAUUUUAGGACUCGUAUUAGAAGUCGAAGCAAAAGAAGAACAAGAUCAUAUAUUAGCAAAAGAAAAAAUAAUUUUCAGUUAUUCACCAGUAGUUACGCCUUCUGGUAGACCUCGUGGUAAGGCAUCGUUAGUGGCUUAUAAACAAAAAGAUGAUGAAAACCAUCAAAAUAAAAUUAAUAAAAAAAGAAAUUAUAAACAUGUUUCACCAGAUAUAAAAAGAUAUAAUUAUAAACGUAAUGAAAACGUUGAUUCAGUUCGUGACGUUUAUGAUAAUACAACAUGGUUAACGGAUUUUCAUAUAUACUUAUUCUUCGAAUUAUUACAUGAACAAUUUCCAACAUUAAUGGUUUAUGUGGUCCAGCACAAAUUAAAUUAUACACAGGUUCAUUGA
Didymodactylos carnosus is the source of this 540-nucleotide messenger RNA. NCBI's taxonomy places the organism in Eukaryota, Metazoa, Rotifera, Eurotatoria, Philodinida, Philodinidae. The record is from the annotation of a GenBank genome assembly.